AUGCUCAUCCACGAACUUGUAAUUCGCCGUGAUCUUCUUGAGUUGCUCGAAGGCCUCGUCGUUGGUGCGGGUCGACUGACCCACAAAGAUGUACUUUCCGACGGGGAAGAUGUCACCGCCGUCGGUGUGGGCGGGCUUUUCGAGGGUGUAGGUGUGGCCUGGCCGGAGAAACUCAAUCCAGCGCCGGGAAUGCUCGGCCUCCCCACGUCGGCUUUCGGCUCCCGCGCGUGGGAUGACAACGCAACCAUCGUAGAACAUCGCAACAUCCUCCAUGAACAUGGAGUCAGGGUAAUCCAUCAGAGCGGGCAGACGAAUCAACUCGACAUCAUACCCCUCCUUGAUGAGCUUCUCGAAAACGCCAACAUAGGCGUCGUGCUGCUUUACAACCUUGUCGUAGUCAAUCGGAUCUCGAGAUAUGUGCGUCAAUUCACACUUCUUGAUUGCAGGAGAGACCUCGCGUGUGAUAACAGUUAG
Molecule: messenger RNA, 474 nt
Organism: Phytomonas sp. Hart1
Lineage: Eukaryota; Euglenozoa; Kinetoplastea; Trypanosomatida; Trypanosomatidae
Source: the annotation of a GenBank genome assembly